AUGAGAAAUAAUGUUGGUGUUUUGCUCAAUGAUGGUUUCGACCAAUUUCCUUCUGUAAAACAUUACGACACUGGAAAAAGUACAAAUCUGUCAGGUGUUGCAGUAGUUGAUGUUAAUGGAGAUAAGAGACCUGAUAUUAUUGUGACAGCCCAAAAUACGAACAGUGUCAGUGUUUUUCUAAACUCUGGUGGCGGUCAAUUUUCCAAUAAAAAACCUUACAAUAUUCUAUCUGGUGUCGGUGUGAUGUGUCCACAAGUAGCGGACGUCAAUGGCGAUACUCGCCCUGAUAUUAUUGUCGCAAACUCUGGUGAUGCUAGUAUUGGUAUUUCCUUUAAUUCUGGCAACGGAAAAUUUACUAAGUGGACAACAUUUUCAACUGGAAAAGGUUCACAACCGAAAUCUGUAUCUGUGGCUGAUGUCAACGGCGAUAAUAAACCUGAUCUUAUUGUGGGUAAUUUUAAAACGAGCAAUGUUGGCGUUCUUCUCAAUGCUGGCAAUGGUAAAUUUCUUAAUCAAAAAAUAUAUUCAACUGGACUCAACUCACAACCACUAUCGGUGUUUGUAGCUGAUAUGAAUUGUGACAACAAACCUGACAUCAUCGUUGCCAAUUCUAAUAAAAAGAACAUUGGUAUUUUUUUCAACUUUGGUAAUGGUACUUUUCAGCGUCAAACAACGUAUGAAACAGGAGGUUCCACAAAACCAUGGUCUGUGGUAGUGGGUAACGUCAAUGAUGACAACAAGCCGGACAUUAUUUUUUCAGAUAUUGCUAAACACGAGAUUGUUAUCUUAUUACGUUCUUGA
This is a messenger RNA of Adineta steineri, 801 nucleotides long. The record is from the annotation of a GenBank genome assembly. NCBI's taxonomy places the organism in Eukaryota, Metazoa, Rotifera, Eurotatoria, Adinetida, Adinetidae.